AUGACUACGGACAGGUUCCAUAAAGCCGCCAAAGAUGGCUUACUAGAGGUGUUGCGAGAAGCUACAAGAAAAGAAUGCAACAAUAAAGAUGAAUCAGGCAUGACGCCCACGCUGUGGGCUGCCUUCGAGGGACACAUCGAAGCACUGCGUCUAUUAUGUGGCCGAGGAGGUGAACCCGAUAAAGCCGACUACUUCGGCAACACAGCACUGCAUCUCUCUGCUGCGCGGGGACACAAGGAAUGCGUGACUUUCCUCGUGAACUUCGGUGCUAAUGUCUACGCAAUGGAUGUGGACGGACAUACGGCUCAAGAGCUUGCAGCCAUCAAUGGACGAGACGAUAUUCUGCGAUUCCUAGAUCAAUCAACAGCUAAAUUGGAGAACAAUGACAAAAAAAAGUCGAAGUCCCUUAAAGAAAAAGCUAAAAAAGAUUACGAGAAAUCACACAAACAGUACCAAAAACGUCAGAGCAAAGCGGAUCUAAUGGCGGAGAAGGAACUUAAGAAGUUGGCCAAAGAGUGGGACCAGGGUUAUGCUGAGGAAAUACAUACCAUGCCACAUCGACCUAGCAACGUUCUUUGGGCUCUUAAACAAAAGAUGACCAGGUCUACCAGCCAUGGUAAUCUUCUGGCCGACGAACAACCGCGACCUACCUACAGUGCUCUGGUCGGCACGGUGAACUCAGGUGCUCGGGGACGUGGAGCUGUAUACAAGAAGGCCCUCGCCAGCAAGCUUCGGAAUAACACUGUCGGUCGGAACACAUUUAAUAAUGACGAUUUUAAGGUGGGUGAAAUAGAAACAACAGGUCGUCGCUCAGUGACGUCACUGAGCGGCAUGCGUCGCGACAGUGAAGUGAUGUACGUGGGUACGUUCGGCGCUGGCCCACAACAACGGCAGCCUGUCGCUGACGUCUUCACUGAAAAGGAAAAUAGCGUGCCUGCUUCAAAACCAGCGCUCACUAGAUCAGCAAGUCAGCCUGACUUUACGGCAGCCGCGAACGAAGACAGCGGCAUUGGGCAGGAGGUGAUGCUGCAAGAACCCGCUAGUAUAUUCGAAAGACCUGGCUUUGGUAGUGUUGCGUUCAGACGUUCGAUAACAGCGACCCUGAGCUCGCUGGGCGGCGCCGCGCCGGGCGAGGACCUGUCCAUCGGCUCGGCGGGGUCGCUGGCCGCGCGCCACGCCUACCAGCCCGCCGAGUGGACCUCCGCGCACUCCGAAAGUUCAACUAUAACAUCAGACGAAGAAAACGAAGCCGAAGAAUCAGGCUACGGUUCCCUCGAACGCUUCCUUACAGCUUGGGGUCUCUCCCAGUACGUGCAGAAAUUCAAAGACGAGCAGAUAGACCUGGACGCUCUCAUGCUGCUCACUGAAGGAGACAUGAAAUCACUAGGCCUGCCUCUAGGUCCAUAUAGGAAGUUGGUCACAGCCGUGCAGGAGAGGAAACAGGCAUUGUCACAUCCUGGUGCUAUUAUUGAUACUGCUGUUUAA
Molecule: messenger RNA, 1485 nt
Organism: Arctia plantaginis
Lineage: Eukaryota; Metazoa; Arthropoda; Insecta; Lepidoptera; Erebidae
Source: the annotation of a GenBank genome assembly